CAAACCAGCUCAGCUAAAGAUGCCGACGGCGGCCGAUGGAGCUCAGAUGGCUUCAGCUAUGCCUAUGCAGGAGCCGCAGAUGCCUUCGGAGACGUUCGCAAGGGACGCCAUUAUCGCAUGGUUUAGGGGAGAAUUUGCUGCGGCCAACGCCAUCAUCGACGCGCUCUGCAACCACCUGACUCAGUUGGAUGGAUUUGACGGACAGGAAGCAGAGUAUGAAUCGGUGUUUGCUGCGAUUCAUAGGAGACGAUUGAAUUGGAUCCCGAUCCUUCAGAUGCAGAAAUACUACUCUAUAGCCGAUGUUGCCUUGGAACUUAGGAAGGUUGCGGCUAAAAAAAUGAAGAUGAGAGAGGAAGGAGAAGAGAAGAAGAUUGAAGGAGCUAAGGGUUUUUUCCAUCAAGAGGAGGACACUUGCAAAGGCGCAAACAGUGUUCAGGUCGCGAAUGGAGAAUCCGGAGAUGAAAAGAAGGAGGAGAGCAAAGUUGAAGGUGUUGAUGAAGUGGUGGAAGAAGAUUCAUCCGUUGACGCUCAAUCAGAUCCUAAAGCUGACGAUGAAGCAGGAUCUCAAGAAGAGCAGCUCCCUGUGGAGAGCACACAAAUUUGUUCAAACCAUAAAGACUGUGAGAAUCGUCGAGCCCAGAUCAAGACAACUAAAGGUUUUGUAGCCAAGGAGCAUGUGAAGGGACAUAUGGUCAAUGUGGUGAAAGGUCUAAAAAUGUAUGAGGACAUCUUCACAGACUCUGAACUCUCCAAGCUCAAUUCCUUUGUAAAUCAACUCCGCCUCGCUGGUCGAAAUGGAGAGCUCUCAGGAGAAACUUUUAUUUUAUUCAACAAGCAGUUGAAGGGGAACAAGAGAGAGCUAAUACAGCUUGGGGUUCCAAUUUUUGGACAGAUUAAAGAUGAAACAAAUAGCAAAUCUCAAAGGAAAGGUAAUAUCGAACCAAUUCCACCAGUUCUCCAAGCAAUUAUUGAUCACUUGGUUCAGUGGCAUCUGAUACCAGAGAGUAGAAAACCCAACUGCUGCAUUAUUAAUUUCUUUGAUGAGGGGGAAUACUCUCAACCUUAUCUGAAACCACCACAUUUGGACCAACCCACAUCAACACUUCUUCUCUCUGAAUCAACCAUGGCAUUUGGACGUAUUCUCAUGAAUGAUCGCCAAGGCAAUUUUAAGGGUCCACUCAUGCUUUCAAUUAAAGAAGGGUCACUUCUAAUAAUGAGAGGAAACAGUGCUGAUAUGGCAAGACAUGUCAUAUGUGCAUCUUCAAACAAGAGGGUGAGCAUCACAUUCUCUAAGGUUCGGCUAGACACCAACCAAAUGCGGUCAUCAACCAUCCCUCCCCUGACUAAGGCCAUGACAUUGUGGCAACCAGGAGUGCCACAACCAUAUUCGAUGCCAAGUGAUGCCUUCAAUGGGUACCAAGAAGCCAUGGAUAUGGUUCCUAAAUGGGGUGUCCUCCGUGCUCCACUGGUCAUGUUAGCCCCAGUGCGUCCCAUGGUCAUGAACCCCAGAAAGAUCCCACGUGGCGGCACAGGUGUAUUCUUGCCUUGGACUGUGGGACCCAAGAAACCAGCAAGGCAUCUUCCACCAAGGGCUCAAAAGGGAAGGCUUCUUGCAUUACCUUCACCAGUAGAAACACAAGCAGGAGAGCCUAUAUCCGAUCCAGGUGCAAAAGAGUGAAACACUUUAGCUUGGUACAUCUCACAAACAAGAAGAGUAGGUU
Messenger RNA from Telopea speciosissima, 1721 nucleotides. RefSeq names its product RNA demethylase ALKBH10B-like. Gene Ontology annotation, biological process: mRNA catabolic process. Gene Ontology annotation, molecular function: demethylase activity; mRNA binding. The record is from RefSeq and is a predicted model, not a curated record. NCBI's taxonomy places the organism in Eukaryota, Viridiplantae, Streptophyta, Magnoliopsida, Proteales, Proteaceae. The transcript has 9 exons. The coding region runs from base 20 to 1678 and encodes 552 amino acids.